Benincasa hispida (wax gourd) is the source of this 898-nucleotide messenger RNA. Its product is annotated as 17.9 kDa class II heat shock protein-like. The record is from RefSeq and is a predicted model, not a curated record. NCBI's taxonomy places the organism in Eukaryota, Viridiplantae, Streptophyta, Magnoliopsida, Cucurbitales, Cucurbitaceae.
AGGAAAAAAAAGAAGGAAAUAUCAAAUUCCGACCCCUAUAUAUACACGCAUGUAAGACAUAAACAUUAAUCCUGAAUGCCCCUUUCCACAAUAAUCACCAAAAAUGGACAUAGCCAAAAUGGGAUUCGACCCAAUAUUCCUGAACGCCCUCCACGACCUUCUGGACUUCACCGACGAGCCAGGGCAGUGCAGCCACCACGCGCCGUCACGCGCCUACGUGAGGGACGCAAAGGCGAUGGCGGCAACUCCGGCGGACGUGGUGGAAUAUCCAAACUCGUACCAAUUCACCAUCGACAUGCCUGGCCUGAAAUCCGACCAAAUAAAGGUCAAAAUAGAGGAUAGCCAGUUGGUUGUGAGCGGUGAGAGGAAGAGAGAAAGUGAAAAAGUUAAGGAAGGGAAACUUGUGAGAAAGGAGAGGAGGCUGGGAAAAUACUUGAAGAAAUUUGGCCUCCCGGAAGCCACCGACACCGACAAAGUGUCGGCGGCGUACCAGGAUGGAGUGUUGUCGAUCAUGGUGGAGAAGAAGCCGCCGCCGGAGCCCAAGGCGGCUAAGAAUAUUGAGGUUCAUGUGGGGUGAGGGCUUGUCUUUGUUUUGUUUUGUUUUGUAAUGUAAUAGUAAUGCGACUCUCGCAUUUUGUUUUGUUUUGAUUUUUUUUUUUUUUUUGCUUUUGGGAGGUUUGUGUGUGUGUGUGUGUGUUUGGUACUUCUUCUGGGUUCGUUGGGUUGAAUGGAUGUAAAUUUGUCGGAAAGAUGGCGAUGUGCAUAGAAUGAAUGCUAAAAUAUCGAGUGUGUUUAUCAUGUAAGAACUCCAAAAAGAAAAAAAAAAAGUGUUUUAUCAUGUGAUGUCUAUAAUAAAUUUUAUUGCCGUUGAAACCUUAAUUUUUUUAAGGUUUUUAUG